AUGAAACUUUGGAAUUUUGUGAAACUACCGGAGAUGUAUUAUAAUGAUGAAGGCUACUUCAUACUAAGGUUCCAAUCAGUUGCUGAUAAGGAUGCGGUUUUGAUGAGUGGUCCUUAUACCAUUCGUAACCUCCCGAUGCUGCUAAGGGACUGGAAGCCUGGGUUUAACUUGAAAGAGGAUAUGCUGCGUACCAUUCCGGUUUGGGGGAAGUUGCCACAAUUACCUCUUCACUUGUGGGGGCCAAGAAGUCUGAGUAAGAUAGGCAGUGCUAUUGGCACACCUCUUGUAACUAAUGAAUGUACAGCAAAAAAGUUAAGGAUCUCAUAUGCUAAAUUACUUGUGGAGAUUGAUAUUACACAAGAGCUACCUAAGAAGAUCAAUAUUAAGGGGCAUGAAGGUAGUGUGACUAAACAGGCAGUUGAAUACGAGUGGAAACCUGCUUAUUGUGACAUUUGCAAGAAAAUUGAACAUAGAUGUGAUCAAAGAAAGAAGCCUACUAGGCUAUGGGUGCAGAAGAAGAUAGAGGUAAGGCAACAAGGAAAGGGCAAAGAGGAAGUGGUGAAGAUCACUGAGAAUCCUACCCAGGAACAACAGUUGGAACAAAAAGAAGAUGAAUGGAAUACAGUUUUAAGAGGUUCUAAAGGGAAACUGCCUGUGGGAAAUGCAGGAGUUACUUGUGUUAAUGAGUUUGGAGCAUUGUGGGGGGGAUGCCACUUUGUUCCCAGACCUAGUCCCAUGAUAGUUUCCUGGAACCUUAGGGGGCUAAAUAAAGUGGGCAAGAUCAAAGAUAUUAGCUCCCGUCUAGUUGAUCUAAACCCAGACAUCGCUUUACUUAUUGAAACAAGAGUCAAGGAGAAUAAAGCAGCUGCUAUUAGAAAUAAACUGCAUCUUAAGGGCAAUUAUGUGGACAACUACCAAAGUCAUAGUAAUGGCAGGAUAUGGAUCUAUUGGAAUGAUAAUAAAGUAGGUGUGCAGAUGGUUAAGGUAACUGACCAAAUGAUACACUGUGGCAUUCAGGUUAGCACGGGGAGAUGGAAGUAUUGGCUAAUAGCAGUUUAUGCUAUGAAUCAUCUUGAACAGGGGCAAAAGCUUUGGAGAGACAUUGAGGAUAUCUACAGAAAUCAGCAGGGUGAGGGUCCUUGGUGUGUGAUUGGAGAUUUUAACAAUGUUUUAAGAUGCAAUGAUAGGCUUGGAGGCAGACAGGUUCAUGAGCAUGAAUAUAGAGAUCUCUGCAACAUGAUGAAGAAUACUGGGCUGUAUGAGAUGGAUAGUAUGGGAGAUCACUACACUUGGACUAAUAAGCAGCAGGACAAUGCUAUCUACUCGAGGAUAGAUAGAAUUAUUGGGAACACUGACUGGAUGCAGCAGCACAUGGACUAUAACCUCACUAUUAUGGCCCCUAGUGUGUCUAAUCAUUCUUUGUUGUGUCUGAGAGAGAAUAUAAAUAUAAGUAUCCCUAAAUAUCACUUCAAAUUCAGAAAUUGUUUGGUAGAUAUGGAGGUCUAUAGUAACAUUGUGGCCAGGAGUUGGAAUGCCCCUAUGUCUGGUAGACCUAUGUAUGUUGUGUGGAAGAAAAUGCUGAGACUUCAGCCUCAGUUGAGAGCCCUUGGUAAACCUCUUAGAGAUGUUCAACAACAUAUUAUCAGAUUGAGGAGUCAACUAAAGAAUUCCCAGGAUGAUUUACUUCGUGACAGAUUGAAUGCUGAAAAAAAUUGA
This is a messenger RNA of Vicia villosa (hairy vetch), 1716 nucleotides long. RefSeq lists its product as uncharacterized. Gene Ontology annotation, molecular function: catalytic activity. The record is from RefSeq and is a predicted model, not a curated record. The transcript has a single exon. Bases 1 to 1716 code for a protein of 571 amino acids. NCBI's taxonomy places the organism in Eukaryota, Viridiplantae, Streptophyta, Magnoliopsida, Fabales, Fabaceae.